Messenger RNA from Vitis vinifera (wine grape), 1264 nucleotides. Its product is annotated as pentatricopeptide repeat-containing protein At1g62350. The transcript has 2 exons. The record is from RefSeq and is a predicted model, not a curated record. The coding region runs from base 60 to 806 and encodes 248 amino acids. Gene Ontology annotation, molecular function: protein binding. NCBI's taxonomy places the organism in Eukaryota, Viridiplantae, Streptophyta, Magnoliopsida, Vitales, Vitaceae.
ACAGCAACUAGAGUAUGAAAAUGAAGUUUAACUAAAAUUUGCACAGAACAGCAGAUCGAAUGUGGCGUUGGACACGAGAUCUCGUGCGGACAAGUCCAUCCAGAAUCGCUGCACUCCCACAGCCUACUCUGAAAACCCUAGAUUCCCAGUACCGAUUCCACCGUUGGGCCUACCGGUCGGCCUCCCGGCCGAGUUUGUCGAUAUGGAGACGCAAGAAAGAGAUGGGCAAAGAAGGCCUGAUAGCGGCCAAAGAACUCAAGAGGCUCCGGUCCGACCCGGUCCGGUUUGAUCGGUUCAUGCGAUCCUCCGUUUCUCGACUCCUCCGAUCCGACCUUGUCUCCGUUCUCGCUGAGUUCCAGAGACAAGACCAGGUCUUCCUCUCUAUGAAGUUAUAUGAUGUGGUGCGAAAAGAAAUAUGGUACCGGCCAGAUAUGUACUUCUACAGGGACAUGCUAAUGAUGCUAGCAAGAAACAAAAAGGUGGAUGAAACAAAGCGGGUUUGGGAGGAUCUUAAGAGAGAGGAGGUUCUGUUUGAUCAGCAUACUUUUGGAGACAUUGUCAGGGCCUUCUUAGAUGGUGGAUUGCCAUCAGAGGCAAUGGACAUAUAUGAGGAAAUGAGGCGAUCUCCUGAUCCCCCAUUAUCUUUGCCCUAUCGAGUUAUAUUAAAAGGGCUCCUUCCAUACCCAGAAUUGAGGGAGAAGGUGAAGGAUGACUUCUUGGAGCUUUUCCCUGGUAUGAUUGUGUAUGACCCACCUGAAGAUUUGUUUGAAGAUGAAGAUGGCAGGACAGAGAGUGAAGAUGAUUGAACUCCGAUUCACUAGGAUUUGCAUCAUGACAUAUGUAUGGCCUUGAGGAGCUAACUAGGGUCAAGGGCUUUACAGUAGACACCUUAAUGGCUGAUGGAUUUUGCUCCUCAGAAAUGUUGUAAUAGCCAACUCAAGGAGAAUGAUCUUUGAGUCAGAAGCUUACUCAACCUUCAGGCAAGCAAGAAGUAAACUGCAUUCUCACUUGGAAGCGUGUCCAGUGGCCUGUGGCAAAUUUGAAAGAUUAGUUAUGGCAGUUUCUUGUUCAACACUUUUUAAAAUUCUAUAUGCUGGAUGUGUAGUAGGGAAAGGUUUCAAUUUUGGCAUCUUUAUUAUUAUUAUUAUUAUCAUUAUCUUUUAUUAUAAUCUGUUUAAUCUCCUUGUAAAUACUUCUCAAUUUCUGAUCGAGAUGACAAAUUUCAUUGCUUCUUAUGGAAUGAUUUUUUGUUGCUUUGUUGACA